AGUAGCAGAUAUAGUAUAGCAGGUGUUUGAAUCUUGCCCAGAUGGCAGUGCAUUCUACUCGACGUUCCUUCGCUACCCGGCGACAGUAAAAGUAAACAAACAGUAAAAAUAUUUCCUACAUUAUGUUCCAAGAUAUUUAAUGGACUAGUUAAAAAUAUUUAAUUUUAAAAUAUGUGGAAGUCUUCGGUUAUUUCCGCUUCGGAUCGCAUUUUUCCUGGUUUAGCAUGUCACGAUAGAAAAAAGGAAUUUUACGACGUCGGGAAUAGGAUUAAAUCGAGUCUACCUCUCCAGAUUGCUCUUUAUCUCAACGUUCGUUAUUCCCCGAUAUGGUUACUUGUUCUACUGUACUAUUUGGACAAAAAAUAUUAUGAUUUAUCGGAAGUCUAUAAAUUCGUCUCUGUAGCAGUAAUUUUGGCAGUUACUGGAUUGGAGUGUGCAAGACUGUAUUUGGGAUAUCUUGGAAAUCUUGGUGAAAAAAUACCAGAGUUGGCGAGUUUCUGGCUUAUUUCUACUCUUCUUCAGUUUCCGUUAGAAAUGUUUUUGGUUUUCGAUCGAAACUCAGUACACCAACUAAACGAAAGAAUAUUUAAUGGCUUUGCGUUGGGACUUUUAAUAAUUGAAAUAAUAACUGGUACUAUCGUACUGAAAACGUCAGCAGAUCAUCACGCAAAAAGAUUUUACAUGGCGCAGAUGUAUGGAAUCGAUGAUACGUUAAAAUAAGUAUUCUUGUUUUGUAUAAGCAAGCCAUUUUGUAAUUUAUUAUUUAUAAAAAAAAGACUUGAAAUACACCUACGUAUUCAUCAAUGUA
Nasonia vitripennis (jewel wasp) is the source of this 808-nucleotide messenger RNA. RefSeq names its product transmembrane protein 17B. Gene Ontology annotation, cellular component: ciliary transition zone. The record is from RefSeq and is a predicted model, not a curated record. The transcript is spliced from 4 exons. Gene Ontology annotation, biological process: non-motile cilium assembly. Lineage: Eukaryota; Metazoa; Arthropoda; Insecta; Hymenoptera; Pteromalidae. The coding region runs from base 172 to 720 and encodes 182 amino acids.